AUGACUGCAGAGGAGCAGUAUUGUGAAGAUAUUUUUGUAAAAACGACGAAAAGAGAAGCGGAUGGGCGUUUUGUCACGUCGAUUUCAUUUAAAGACGGACAAGAGCCAAAGUUCGGUGACUCAAAAAAAGCAGCGUUGGCAACUUUAUUUCAAUUAGAAAAACGCUUCGAAAAACAUCCAAAUGUGAAGCAACAACAUGUGGAGGCAAUGACCGAAGCAAUUGCGAGCGGUCAUAUGGAAUUAAUGGAAAAUGUGCCAGAGCAGGCAUAUUACGUGCCUCACCAUGCAGUUUUAAAACAAAGUUCAACGACUCAAUUGCGACCGGUGUACAAUGCAUCGAAAAAAUCAUCAAAUGGAUUAUCAUUAAAUGAACAAGUUGCAAUAGGCAAAAUGGAUCAACCUGACAUGUUGACAAUUAUUCUUCGAUGGCGAAUUUUUAAAAUUGGAAUUUUAGCUGACUUGGAAAAAAUGUAUAAGGAAGUUAAAAUUCCACCAGAGCAAUAUCAUUUGCAGUUGAUAUUGUGGCGUGGAAAUCCAAACGAAAAAAUCAAAACGUAUGCGAUGACAACAGUAACAUUUGGAGUCGCACCGUCACCGUAUUUGGCAAUUAGGCUGAGUCCAAAUGCUCGGCCAUAA
This is a messenger RNA of Sitodiplosis mosellana (orange wheat blossom midge), 636 nucleotides long. RefSeq lists its product as uncharacterized. NCBI's taxonomy places the organism in Eukaryota, Metazoa, Arthropoda, Insecta, Diptera, Cecidomyiidae. Bases 1 to 636 code for a protein of 211 amino acids. The transcript has a single exon. The record is from RefSeq and is a predicted model, not a curated record.